This is a messenger RNA of Fusarium tjaetaba, 489 nucleotides long. RefSeq lists its product as uncharacterized. The transcript has a single exon. NCBI's taxonomy places the organism in Eukaryota, Fungi, Ascomycota, Sordariomycetes, Hypocreales, Nectriaceae. The record is from RefSeq and is a predicted model, not a curated record. Bases 1 to 489 code for a protein of 162 amino acids.
AUGCCUUCACAACGACCGUAUUUCCUCUCUUCUUUCCUCGCCGCCUUCCGUCCUCAAGGCCCCUCCAUCUCUACUACCGCUCCCCAUCAACAUCAGCCAAACAAGCACACCCGAGAUACAACGACGACCACAACUGCCACAGCAACUGUAGCAAACACAACCACCACUGCUGCUUCUACGUCACAUCAUCAUCAUCAGUCUCAACAACAACCAACCACUUCUAGUGUCGCCAUCCGUCCGCCCCGAAACACCACUUCAUCACCGUCAACCUCAACAUCCCCCGCCAACAACACCGCCAUUCCUAUUCCUGGAUCAUCUGGUCGACGUGGAAGUGAUAGCAGCAGUGAAGGCUUCCGUGAUGUGAUAGGCGCCGACAAGUGGUACAUCGGUGGACGCACACCGGGCGGUGAAGAGAAGUUUUUCAAGCUUGGCGUUAUCCGCCGGGUGAGAAGCAAUGAUGGCUUAAGUUUGGAUCGUCUAAGCUUAUAA